This is a messenger RNA of Durusdinium trenchii, 987 nucleotides long. The record is from the annotation of a GenBank genome assembly. NCBI's taxonomy places the organism in Eukaryota, Dinophyceae, Suessiales, Symbiodiniaceae.
AUGGAGUCCUGGAUGAGCCGAAUGUCUGGUGUGAUUGAGAGCUCUUUGGCUUCCCACCUCAAGCGCCCCUCAGUCCGAGCUGCCGCUCGGCACCCCACCUCGACCCGCGUGAAGCCUCCGCCGAGUGCCGUAGAGGAGGUGCACUCGGAGCAUUCCAAUCAGUCGAAGGCGUCGCAUGCCUCUGAGACCGCGGAGAAGGCCCAUCGCCAUGCCCAUGAGAAGGUCACAGUGCGUGUGAGGACUCUGGAGGAUGUUAUGAAGGGGGAUGAGUCGGGGACCAGCAGUAUGGCCUCAAUGGAUUGGGUUCGUCAGAAGGGGGAUGCGCUUUGCAUGGGAGGCUUUGACAAGAAGCCAGAGGAGUCCUGGUUGAGGUUCAUUUGGAGGAAGUUGGACAAGUUCGUGAAUGGCUGGUUCUUCGAAGCCUUCUUCGCCACGAUCAUUGUGACCAACUCCAUCUUCAUCGCAAUCCAGGUGGAGUGGGCCUCUGUCGAACCGGGUGCAGAAAUGCCUCAGUUCUUCUUCGUGAUUUCCUCCAUCUACACAUUUCUCUUCACAUCUGAACUGCUCCUACGGAUUUUGGUGCGUGGCAUACGCAUCUUCUGGGGUGAAGACUGGGGAUGGAUGUUGCUGGAUGCAGCGAUUGUCAUCAGCAGCUUGUUCGAGUUUGUCAUCGAGGUCAUCGUUUCAUCGAGCAACGACACAGAACAAGCCAACGUGUUCACCAACAUGCGCCUCCUGCGUAUCCUUCGGGUGGCCAAGAUUACUCGCGCCUUCCGCAUUGUUCGCUUGGUGCGCUUCAUUCGUUCACUACGGACCUUGCUCCUGUGUAUUGGGCGCACCUUGCGGGCUAUGGCUUGGUCUGCCGUGUUGCUUCUGCUCAUCAUGUUCCUCUUCGCGCUGAUCUUCACGGACCUCUGUGCCCACACCUCGACCCGACCGAUGACGAAACUCCGCCGAGGACCUAUGACUCGACUCGACCGACGAUGA